UAGAUAAUUAUGAGAAAAUAAGCUAUAACGGUUUGAGAGCCUUGCAUCUUUGAAAGCAUUGUUGUUAUUGAUAGCAGCUGAGACUAAAUUUAAAUCCCACAUUGGAAUCUGAAGCAAAAUACUCAAAUGGACAAUACAUAUAUUCUAAAUGGAGCCUGGAUGGAAAUCGUGUUUUUUUGUUCUUUUUUUUUUGCUUUUAUUUUACAAUUUUUCUGCCACUACAUAAUAACCUCAAACAAUACCAGUCAAAAUCAAUACACUGCACACUAUAAUGUAUUUGGUCCUCUGCCAGCACUGCAGCAUGGCACUGCUAGUUAUUCAACAGCUUGUUCCCCUUGCCAAGUCAUAGCACAGGCAUUCACUGGUAGAGACUGCCCAACCGUCCUUAUUGUGUCCAUUUUUUCUUUGUGUUUACUCUUAGAGCUAAAACAAAAGUUAAAUUACCCGUAUCCUCCUAGAUGUGAGACAAAAAACAAAAAAUUAGUGUUUAAACCUUCUCCUUUUACCUACAGUUGUAGCUUUUUUCUUUUUUCUUUUUGCACCCACAGUAACAAGUUCAAUAAUUUUCUGUGGUGUUAUUUAGCCCUCAUUGACUCAUUGAUUUUUCUACAUUCUAUUAUUGGUAUGUAGAAUUUAUAUACAGUAAAUUAUAAACGUUAGCUGUAGUUUUAUAUAUAGUUAGUUACUGUUGUAACUGCAAAACAAAAACAAAUUACACUCAUAACAUGAGUACAUUAGUACUACAAUCGCAACUUAAAUCACAUCUGCACCAUGAUCGCUUGAGAGGGAUAAGGAGAGAAAGCGGAUGUGUUGAGGGUGAACCCAUGCUGUGGGAUGUCAUUAUUUUCUUGGUAAUAGAGCAUAUCCCCAUGCCAUCACGGGAAAGAAUGCCAGGCUGCAGUAUUCAUGUGACAGUAACAUGCAUUAACCUGCCUCCAGAUUUAAUUGCUCAUUAACUGAAUGUGCCAGAUUGUCCAGAUUGUUCCAACCCCUUUUAACCUUUGAUUUCAAGUGUCUGAUAACCAAAUGUGCUUUUUUAAGCAUGUUAUUUAAUAUUAUGUUUAUAUGCUUAAAAAUAUGCAUAUAAACAUAUAUGUUUUAAAGGCCUAGUAUUAGACAGGUUUUACUGCUGAGUUCAGACACUCAGCUGAAUACUGAAUAAUAACUAAACAAACUGAGGUUGGAUGCUUUUUCUUUCUGAAGGAUUUGAUCGGUAUUUACAGAGUGAAAUCCUUUUAAAAUAUAUUUAUCAGAAAUCAUCAGUUGUGGCAAACUGAUGACUGUCAAAAAAAGUGUGAUUACCAUUAAAGACACUAAAAGCUCCUAAGACCUUCUGAUCUAAUCUAAUCUGCAGAAGCACUACACUACAAGUGCUGAAACAUUGCAACAGCUGAGACUGAAAGAACAAUAGACAAGUAGAGAUGGUUGGAGGGUCAUCUUGGGAUGUAAAACCCUUGAGUGUUUACUCUCAGGGGUACCAAGUAAUGUGCCAGCUUGCCAUCCAAGGCUAAUGUUGGGUAAGAUUCAUACAGACACCCAAUUGUUCCCAUCAUGUCGCCUGCCAUCCCCCUAAGAUGACUUGGCAAUUCCGUUGAGGCAGACAAAACCAGAUUAAGGACUAGAAAAGUUUUGCUGUCCUUCACAUACAGAGGGUGUACUAUGUGUAGUGAUAUUGCCAAAUGUUGCAGAAAAGUUGGUGCUGUAAGCUGACGUUUAAGAACAUUUAAUCAAAAGGGAUUAUAGCGAACUGAGACUUAAGUAUUUAAUGCAACCCCCAUUUCACAAUUUCUUUUGUUGUAUUUUGGGGUGCUGCACAAAUCUGAGACAGGUUGUUUGUUUACCUCCUUUUCAGUGGAGUUUAUGUCUGGAAAGUGUUUAGAGCAUUCCACAGUUGACAUUUUAAUUCCAAGUCAGCACAGUGUAGAUAUGACUAUCUCCUCCAGAGUUUUGAGGAACCAGCUAUAGUUUAAAAAAAAGGCUUAAAUUGUCAAAUCAUCAAUUUUAUCAUGACACUGCAUCAAACUGGGUGUUCACAUUGGUAUCCUAGACUUGUAGAUAUCUAUAGAUUUAGUGGUUGCAUGCUACUUCAGGUUUAAGAUGUUCAGUGCUUCUUAAUUAUGUGGUGUGUCUUUAUAAAAUAAACUCAAAAAUGUAGGUAACUUGAAGGCCUUGCUAUACAAACCAGUAGCCUUCAACAUGUUCCAGCAGUGUAGUGCUCCUAUGUCAUUCAAGCUUGUCACCCCCAUUGCUCCUACAUACAAGCACAUAACCUCUGUCAGGUAUCUUACAUCAGUAUGCUGUGAAGUCAUUAUUGAAGCCUGAAAUCUAAUUUUCCAGUAGGCAUGUAAGUCACCAAGAGGGACAGGUCAGUGCAUUGGACUGAAUAAACAGCAGCACAGAGAUGUUGAAUCUCCCUAUCCCAUAUCUCCAUAUCCCCCCAAAGCCUUCUCCGAGCCUUAGUGCAUUCUGCUGUUGCUUCAUUGACCCGCCAGCUGCAUUUUGCCUUACCUCCCCCCGCUCCCAGAACCACAUACAGCACAGCAUCUGCCUCCCAGGAUUUCUACAAUUGUUUUGCAAGCUGUGUUGCACACAAGUUGAGCCCUCCCAUCCAGCAUCUACAGUACAAACAGUACCAGUUUUUAGAAUUACAAAAAAGGAAAGAAGGAAAUGUUAAAACUUAGUACCGUUUUACCUUCCAUUAUUCAACUAGAAUCCAUCCACUUUUGUUUACUAUUUGCAGAGGGCUUAGUCAUUCAUCGUAUGUGAAUGAGGUUAAUAAAGAUUCAGUGCUCCUCCACUAAUAAUAGCUUACAUUACUUUUUGUUAAUGCAGGAAGUGGGACAUGACCUCACCACUCUCUCACCGCCUGUUUUUUCUGUAUCUGAACAGGAGUAGCAAAAGCUGUAACUGUUUGCAUUAACGGAGGUUGGUAGUACAUUGAUAAAUAUCCAAUCGGCUAGUUUUUUUGUGUACAAGUGGGCACUGUUUGCAGCCAAAUCAACUGAGAGGCACCGCCUGUGUAUUGUAAUAACAUGAGUGCUUCUUCGGUGUAUGAUGAAUAGUAGGUAUGAUGAGUGUACGCUUUGCUUGUCCCUAUUGAUGUGUGUGAGUAGGAUGUCACAGGCCACAGAAUGAUGUAAUGGGUAGCAAUCACAUAGACAGUGAGGCAGUCCAUCAGCAGCACUGAACAUCACACAUAAACCAUCACCACAUCAGGCCAGUCCAACAAAACAUCCCUUCCCUAAUCUUGUGCUACGACUGCCAAAGCGUUGGUUAAUAUGUUAUAAUCUCCUGAUGUUAUCUCCACAGUUGCAAACACACACAUUGACCCAGGAUGAUGGUGCAUGUCGCAGGUCAUGCUAAGAUUCUCCAGUGGCCUUUUCCCCAUGGUCUGUGCUACAAAUAUGAUUCAGCAGUACUAAGAGACUUCUUAUUAAUAUAAGAGCAUGUUGAGUGAAGUCAGGCCAGCAUGUCACUGCUACCAAAGCAGCUGAUUCUUGACUAUCAAAUGUCAGUGUCUCAGCGAGUUUUACCUACAGUUAUGCAACAUACGCAUAGUGGUGCAGGGAAAUAGUCUAAUUUAUAGUUCUUAGAAAACAAUACCUUGGGAAAAAUUGGGAACAGCUAAUUAUUAGUGUAGCUUUAGCACACAUAAGUUUGUCCUUUAUUAUUUAACACAUUUUUUCUGAUUCUUUAGAACAAUUCACACUUAAAAAAACAUGCUAUCACCCUUAAAUCUGCUUUAUUUUGACACUUUUGUUCAGGUUUAAAGGUUGCUAAAAACUCCUUACUUGACCACUCAGCAUGUAAUGUAAAAAAUCUUGUCUGAAGACUUUGGUAUGAUUCUCCAAAUCGAAUUCUGUUCUUUAAUAUAUGCCUGCUUCAGACCACAGAGCACCACUGCUGCUUUAGUGUUUUGUUUUGUUCCAUCUUUUCUGUGUAGGGUUCCUCCCACCAGUAUAUGUCAAACACUAGCCCACUGCCAUUCAUUUUCAUUAUGCUUACAUUGAUUUUUCUAUGUGCUAACUUCACUAACAGGAAUGGGGGUAUGGAACUGAAAGCUGAGAGACUCUGUGUUGGAUAGGGAACAUGACCUAUUUACCCACCCACUUCCAUCAGUUGACUCAUGUCCCCUGUCAUGUCAUUUUCAGCUUAGUCAAUCUGUUCCUUCUAACGCUUUUAAGUAAACUGAAAAAAAUCCAUCCUAAUCUGACACCGUGCAAUCACACUGGCAUGUUCACAUACAUUCGGAUCUUUUGUAAACACUAUCAUAAUUUUAAUAAUAAUUGGGAUGCCAUAUACAGUACAACCACUCAUCACUUACUGUAUGCACGACAAGAGCCAUUCUUUUGAUCUUUCCUGUCUAUGAACCUUAAUGAGGCUUCAUGACACGCCACUGCACCGCAGCUUCCCCCCAGGGAAAUGAAAAACCAAGACCUUUCAUGAGGACAUGUAUCAGGUGCAUUAGAAACCCAGAGUGCGUGGCCAGACUAAAUUGAGCUUCAUAUUGUUCACAUCCAGUUCGCUGCACUGCACAUUUGACCUCAUUGCAUAAUGUUCAGUUAUUCUUGAUGCCAGUUAGUGGGGUUUUCUAAGGACAGAGACCUGAUUAAUGCUAAAAAAUCUCCUUGCAGGCAAAUUGACAGAUAGUGAAAUAAAAGAGUUCCUUAAUAACUUCUGGAAAAAAAGUGCAAAGAAGGUGGGAGUGUACAUUGAAAAUGGUAUACACAGAGCUGUGAAGGAAGCAAAAGAAAAGAGGGACGUAUAAACACAAAACACAGUUACAAAAUAAAACUCAAACUUAUAAAAACAGAGACAAGUUGCCACAAAAUGACAAAGAUACAGACAAUUAUCAGUGUUCUUCCUUAUUAAAAAACACAAGACAAGAAAACAUUUUUAUCUCAAGUAAGAGUUAAUCUUUUAAUUUACAAAUCGCGACACGAUAUUAAGUGUAAGUGUAGUUUUAGCUUAAUCAAUAGAAAUGUUUUUGCUUUCAUCAUCUUUUUUUAGACAGAGCCCAUCCUUCAAGAAAAUAAAUGUGUCUAAAGUUAGCAACUCUUAAAAGAAGGAAGCAUGACCUUGAGCUCUGCCAGACUCUGAGCUUUUCUUUGUGUCUCCAUCAGUAAGCAGACAGUUUAAGCCAGCCGGUGUCUGAGAUGAUGCUUUUAAUCAUACUCCAUACUCAUCCUUGAUGUGUCGUACUGGAGAAAAAACUAUGUAGGACAACAUCACUUCACUUACAGUAUUCUGGGACUAAGACUGCUCCUACUUGAUGGGGUAUAAUUAGCAUGAAGCUUUUUAUACAAACUUUCAGAAGCUCUGCAACAUACAUCCUCAAGUUCUCUAUAUCCUCUUUCAGACACGCGCUACUCUCUAUUGAUCGGCUAAAAAAUGUCUUGGUUGGUUUCAUAUCUCAAUGAGCACCAUGGUCACUGUUCCAUAGAAAUAGCAGUUAAUGAUAUAUUUAUGUUCAUCCAACAUGUAGUAUGAAAGCUGUAAAUCUCGUGCUCUAUAAGUCACUUUAUGUAAUGUGCAAUUUUGCUUAUUUGGGAAAUAUCAUGUAUGUACAGUACGGUGGCUUACCCAUCACUUUAGAAGACGAGUGAAGCCACUAAUAUUGCAUAUCCCAUGUUUGAUACCAGAUGUCCCUCUUCACUUUGACAGGAGCCCAUUUUCAGGGUACUGAAGGGGAGAUUAGCUGAAAGAAAAUCAAAGUGUUUUAGUCAUUUAUUUUCUUUCCAUCUUCUCGUAGCUGUCUCAUCAUGAUGGAUAUUGCCCAAGGGCUUCGACUGACUUAUCUAGCUAUGAUUCACCCAUGUGACUGUUCAACCAUCCGUUUUGGCAAGGGAGCAUCUCCUGCACUUGAUUCCCUCCUCCAGCUAACUCCUGUUGUGAUGCUGGCAAGGACAGAUGCUGGAUUUUGUUCUGAUAACAGGCAUUUAGAGACUCCUAUUAGUUUUGGCCAGCUAGAAGUAUAUUCAAGUUGAUGCACAUCUAAAUCAUGGUGUAUAAUCUUUUCUUCCUAGUACCCUGCCUUAAAUGGCCAACUGAAAAGCAAUGUGGAGUUAAGUAUUAAUGAAAGAAAAAAAAAGACUUAAAAAUAAUAUAUGGUAUUUUAUAUUAAUCUAAGCCUGUGAUUUGCUAUGAACUUGGUCCUCCACAUUCCUCUGGAGCUAAACUUUAUUUCAUAUAACCUGACCUGAGUGCAGUUUAUUAAAUGAUUAUUGUAUUAUAGCUUUAUUUUUGUAAGAACAGUUUCUGCAGUUUUAACAUUCACAGUCACAUUGCUUAGGACUCCGUACACAGCAAUCUGUCACUGAAGCUUUUAAGAACCUCUCCUUUGCCUCCGGCAGAGUUAGUUAUGAUUCAGCCAUAAUUCACGUGGGACCUGAAAACUGCAGGGUCAUGCAAUGCAUGACUCAUCUACAUACACUGCACAAAUAUGUGCCAGCGUAAAACAUAGAUGCUACAUUUCAAUUUACAUUUUUCAUACAUCCUACUUUUCUGCAAACCUGCUUAGAGCACCUUGAGGGUCAAAUAAGGCAUGCCAGAGCUGGUUAAUGAGUUUUUUUAUUGGCAUGAUUGAACUCUAAGGUCUUCAGGGUCUGUGACUUGGAGAUUUUUUAGCAAAUCAUCAGCAAUCAUCCUCAUCUUUGAAGUCUGAAAAGAAGUAAGGGUAAGAGGACAAGAAAACAUGUAAAUAUGAAACGAUCAGCUAAAGAGACUACCAAUGUGCUGAAAUAAUGAGGGAACAUUUGCCCCAUUAGUCAUCCAGAGCAGGAUGCUGCUAUUUCUUACACCAUGACAGAGAUUUUGCCACAUCAUUACAGCCUAGGAACCUUUACACACAUAUUGUACACACAUAUGCUCAGACUGGAACAGAGGCAUGUGCUCACAUUUUGAGGCACAAUAGGAGCAAAGGUCAGAGAACAUGAAAGCCCAGAGUAUGCUCCCAGCGAAAGCUGUCACUUGUUAAUUUGUCUAAAUGUAAAUUAACAAGUGACAGCUACAGUCAGAGAUGUUUAAACAGAUCCAACAGUGUAUUCUUUGUAUUAUUCUGUGUUUUUUCUUUUGUGAAGUAUAUCAAACAUCUGUAAAGGACAUGUUAUGUCUAAACAAACAUAUAUUUGAAUGAAAGGCUGUAAUUGACUCUAAACAUAGAAUAUUUCUUCUCUACAAAUCAGACAACUAAAUGAGUUAAACACUAACACUUAAAAAGCAGAAAGAUGGCCUAAUCUCUGUGCUGUACCAUCACAAUGGCAGCAUUUGUUAUAUUCAAUAGUUAAUAUAAUUUAAAUACUUAAUUAAAUAACAACACAAAUAUCAAUGUCAUAUUAUUUGAAAAUCACAAUUACAAUCUUUGUCUAAUUUUACCCCUCACGUUUAGCUGCAAAUUUUCAGAAUGCAAAUAAACAUCUAAAUGAUGGCAAUUACCCAGGAGUGAAUCUCCACAUCUAUCUGUAUUGCUAUCAAACAAACAGGCACAAAGUGUCUGGCAGAGUGCUCAGGUCCUAUGUCUCACUGCCAUAUUUAGCUUCCAUUGAUAUACGAAUUAGAAUUAUUUUCCUGUCACUUGGGUACAAAAAAGCUUAGUAGUCAUCUGUGUGAGAAGAAAUAUGGCAGCGCUAAUCAGCAGAUAAAGACUUUGAAGAUGGUUGUUGUACAAAAGGGGAGAGGUUAGCUGACAAAUGCCAGGCAUUCCGUCUGUUCCUAAUUAGCUUUAGCAUUUAAAAGAGAGGUGGAGAUGGAACUGGUGAUUUAAUGAGAAGCAGACUUGGAAAAAGCUCAGAGAUGAUCUUCUUAAUGCCUUUUAGAUGUUUAAAAAUAUAUAUUUUAUCGUAUUUUCACUCCAACUAAAAACAAACAUACCUUGUCAAUUAAUGUAAAUUACUUAAAGACAGCGAAAAAGGUGCUUGGGUCUAUAAAUAUUUGGACUACGACACCAUUUUAAUAAUUCUAACUGCGGUGCAAACUUUUUUAAAUUGCAUCAGCUGUUUAGGCAUUACAUCCACUGUGGAAAUGUUUUAGCAUAUAAGCUUGUGAAAAAAUAGAUAUUGGUUCCCAUGGUGGGGCUCUAGACAUGAUCCUGAAUCAUCCACGGGAAGGAAUAAUAGAUUGUCCUCUAGUUUCAGUCUACCGACUCCUUGGUUUCAUACAGUGAGCACAGCCCUCUGGUUCAGAAAGAGUUGGAGAGAUCACGCGAUUAUUGCUAUGGGUCUGCCAGUCACCCAUGACUGACUUGUAGAACCAUGCUCUACUGAAACAUUGAGUGAAUGAUAGUUUUCUGUAAAACCCAACCCCCAUUCUCUCGCUCACUGUCUCUCUUUCACACACAGGCACACGCACACACACACACACACACACACACACCCUAUUACGUAUGUGCGGUCUCCAUGGCAAUGCGUGGUAUCACUAUGGCACUGGUGGCCUAGCAUGCUGCAAGCUGCUGUUGGAGUGGAGUGACUGUUACCCACACGCACGCAAAGAGCAGAAAGCCAGGAGAAUGUUGCCAAAGAGCUAAAUGAUUAGAGCAGCAACCCUCUGAGCUUAUGAGACUGUUCUUGUCUCCCUUAUAAUGUUUCACUUAAUCCCCUCGCGCUGUACAAAAAGGUUAAAUAUCCUCUUAUUGCCAUUUGAAAUGGUGCGUGAAGAUAACAAUUUACUUUGACAUUAAAUAUCUUUAUACAGUCAGUAGCACAUCGUACCAUGCAACUUUGCCCACUAUUAAACACCACUGGCAAGGUUAACCGCUGUAGUUUUUUCAGUGUUUGCCCUUGGAGGCCAAUUUUCUUUCACAAUUUGAAAAAAUGAUUAAGAGCUAGGUGUUAUCAUGACAGCCUUGGGUUAUUAAAAAGAUGAGAUAGCUUUAAUUGUUGGGUGAUAUUUAAUAAUAUAAAGGUUAACACAGCACUCAACCUUGGGAAUACACACGCUAUCUUCUAGUUUUCCUCUGAUGUUUAACCCUUUUUUGCCAGAGAUGAUGGAGCACUAGGGUUACCCUUUGGGUUUCUUUUGUGGUUGCUGGACAGUUACAUGUAUACACAGGACAAACAUUCUUUCCCCCCCAAGUCCUGGCUUUUAAACAUCUUUUAUAGUUUAAAUGUGUCUGCAUUAUAAGUAAAGAUAAUGUAGAUAUUAAUGUAAACAUUUACGUAUAUUACAGAAAAUUAAAGGAAAUGGGGAAAAAGUAUGCUGUAUGUUUUCUGUUCUAAGAUUCUGGUGCAGGCAGACUACCCUAUAGACUCUGCAUUACUACAGUUGUGACAGAUGCUAUCAAAGUUGUAUGUUUUUAGCUAUUUUAAGCUAUUUUCUCAGUCUUCCUUUGUGUAUGAAUGCAUGUGUGUGGGCAAAGCAGAGGCAAGGUGCCCCAGGGAGGUUACAGUAGACUGGCAUUCUGGGGCACUACAAUAAUUAAUGCACCCAGGGCAUACUGCUACACAAGCAUCCAAACACACACACAGACAGACAGCUUCUGUGUUUGUGUGUGCCCUUGUGUUUUACUGACUUGUCUUAUUUACUGUGUCUAUAGGUGUUGUUUACAGAGGUCACUCUGUUUCUUUCUGUUGUUGAGAAAGGAACAGAUUUUGCAUUUGGACAAAAGCCAGAGAUUGCUGUGUUAUCGCCAAUCUGUUGAUUUUAUGACAGCAUAAUUCAUGAGAGCAAGACUUCAAAUGAGCACAGUACAGCUAUAUUGCACUUUUGUCCUACAAAAAAAAUAUUUAUAUAUAUAUACAAAGACAAAAGUGGAGUAGAGGUAUGUUUUAUUCUGAAACAUCUUCACAAACAAAAAUGAUGGAUUCAAGAUUUAAAGAAGCAUUAUAAAAUAUAACUUUAUUUUAUUGUUAGCAUUGUUUAUUGUGCCACUGCACAUCCCCACACCCAAUCCCACCUUUCCUUCAUAGAAGGGCUGCUACAAAGAUAAGCACUACAGCAAGAGGGACCUUCUUUGUAUCUCGUGUGCUUGUACACAGCAGCUCGACUCUCAUCACCUCACUCUGUCUUGCUAACUGUCAGUGAUAAAUCCAGUCAUCUCCAGAUUUGCAACACUGUUUGCUUGAGUGAUGGUCUGGCUUUAUCAAUAGUAGGACAACUGACGCAAAACGUGAGAUUAUUGGUGAAAGCUGCUGUUCUGUGUUUACCCAUGGGCAGAAUUAGAGGCUUUGGAUAGUACCAGAUGUGGGUAAUGUAUGCUGCAUUGUAUAAAUAAGAUUGGACAGAGUUUUAAUAUUCCCCUUUCCCACUGUGAUUAAGUUGUUUUUAUGGCACGUACAAUACUGUGCAUAUUAAUAUUCAGCAAAUCUCCUAAACAUACAGUAUAUUGUAACGUUUCACUUAUAAACUACUCCUAUUUAACUUGCAAGAGUCACAGACCAUGCCAAGUCCGAUCAGCUUAACUAGUUGCUUCAUUAUUUAGUUAGUCCUUUGUCGCGUACAGUAUUACAAAGUAAAAUAAGUAAAGUAAAGAUAAAAAUCACAAAAUGCUUCUUGACAACCACAGCAUAGCUACAGUAUGUUAAUACACAUUUUCAACAUAAAAUAUUUCUUGUCUGUAUCUGUAAUUCUGUUGUUUAAAAAGCUUAGCCUUUCAAGUGAGGAGGAAGGAAAUGAAAGGAAAUAUGAAAAGGUAUACAGAAUUGAUUACAACAGCCAAUAUUUGGUUUUGCAUUGCGAUAUUAAUCACAGUGAAAAUGUCCCCUACAGCUAGCAUACAUUAUGGUGCAAACUGCCACACAGAUAAUGACCCUCUAAAGGAUAUUUAUUACUGAUAUAAUAUGUUAAUAUUAUAAUUAUAUUUUGUUAGCAGUCCUAUACUGUUAGAACAUGCGAGGUUAAAGGUUAGUUUUGUCUCUAGACCAUUAUAUUGAGCUAUCUAUGAAGCACAUUGAAGAUGGUGAAUGGAAAAAUUAAAUACUUUCAACUCUCACCCCAUUUGAGCCCUUCUCUUGUAAAUCAGUAUAUUGUAACUGAGUGCGAACAAUUUACAGUUAUCUAUCAAAGCAAUCAAAGUGAUUACCUAAUAUGUAUUGUGCAAGUUUUCCUUCAUUUUCUCAAACAAUUCUCAAUCAAUCGGACGUGGACACAGGGUUGUGGGUUUACAGUGGUUUUUGGGCCUAGGACACAUCAGAUUCUUUGGGCUCUCUAGGUUGCAAGGUGGUGCCCCUGUGAAUCCAUCUUGUUCAGAAACGUCCAGACUAAGUUGGGAUCUGGGGGGUUUGGAGGCUGGAUCAAUUCCUCAAGUCGCUUCAGAGCUAUUUUUGUAGUGUGAUGGCACAUUUUCCAGUUGGGAGAGGCUGCUCCUGUCUGGGAGUGCUUUUAUCAUGGUGGGUGUGCUUAGUGUGCACGAAUGUUCUAGUGGGUGGUACGUGUCAAACUCACUAAUAUCCAUGUGAAUUAUGGUAUCCAAGCUUUUUUAGCAGACCACUGUAAUGUAACACGGUUAUAAUUGUUUCACUCCACCUCCCAGUAAAUAUAUAUUUUCUGAUUCAGGGCCCACAAAACCCCUGAAAUAUAUUUAUAUAUGAAUUUCAUUAGGGAAGACUUACUAUGAUUUUUUUUCAUUUAUUUGCACUCUUGACCUUGAUGAUUUGUUUGUUUCACCAUGUUGGUGUUAGGUAUUUCAUUUAACUAAAUAAUCUGUAGUAGCUAAAGGUGUAAUCUUACAAUAUUCCAUAUUGUUUGUAACAACAACAGUACAAGUCAGUUGUAGUGUGUUGAUUUUAAAUGUAACUAUACCUUAAGGAGAAAAAGGAGACAAUUACUGGCCCUUUAGUAAUAAUAGUUAUUUUAUUAAAAUAUGGGGGCACGUCUGGUAUAAUAGUAUAGACAUACUCCAUCUUAUUACAUUAUGGAUUUAAGUUUAGAUUAGAGCUUAAGUGUUUCUCUAUUACUGUAUACUAAAUUUAAAAUCACUUACAACGACAAAUGUAGGUUUUUCCCUUUAGGGUGCAUUGAUUGCCCCAUAGCCUGGCCACUUGCUCCAUCUAGUGUUAAGAAAGCGCACAUGGUCAGUCAGGGUACACUGCCCUCAUCACUCAGGUUGUAGUUCUCGUCACUCUGCUCUCGGUUUUAGGCCCGUCCGCGAUCAAGUCCCUUUUCACUGUAUUUUGCUGUACUUUGACUCAAAUUAAAUGGUAUAAUUAAACCAAUAGAGCAUGCUUCGUGGUUUGCACUGAGAGAAAUGUAUACUGCAAUAAUGAAUAACAAUCCCAUCUUAUAUUUGGUCAGCCUCAGUGUUACUGGGCAUUUUGAGAAAGGAACAGUUUCAAGGAACUGAGUGCAAAUACGGACAAAAUACACUUUGUCUAAUGUGUACUGUUGUCUCUGCUGAAUGCUUAUCGAUAUUUUUCCGUCGAAAGUAGACAGGCCUGUAUAACAGGUUUAGUCAAUGCAUUAUCGGAUCAUUUUACACAUUUCUUUGUAAUAUGAGAACAGUCUGCACUGCCCCAAGAAGGAAGUACAAGCUUCGCCUGCGUUUUUUUGUUCAUUUGUCUUCAAUCUGCUCCCCGCUCGUCCGACUUCCCCUCCGAGCGGAGCAAUACAUUGAACGUUUUUGGCGCACAAAAAAGACCUCUAAAUUAAUCUUUAAUGAGCUUUUUAGAAGUCAUAAUGGCCUGUCGCUAAUGUCCUAUAACGAUCUUCCUGUUGGUGGCCACGCCUCGAUGCUUUCUCUUUCACUACGCCUCUGACAGUUGUCUGACAAUGGUUUGAACUUUGCUGAAUAUAUCGUCUACUCGCCUUCACUUCACCACCCAAGGACUGCAAGUAUCCAAGUCACUGCUUUGGCUACGCUGUUGAGAAAAUAUGACUUUUCCCUUGAGAAAAUCAGUUUCAGAGCCCCAGCUGAAGGGGAUUGUGACGAAACUCUACAGUCGACAAGGUUUCCACCUGCAGUUGCAGGCAGAUGGAACCAUUGAUGGAACAAAGGAGGAGGACAAUGGUUACACCAUGUUCAACCUUAUUCCAGUGGGGCUACGAGUUGUGGCCAUCCAGGGGGUGCAGACCAAACUCUAUCUGGCUAUGAACAGUGAGGGCUUCCUGUACACAUCGGAACACUUUACACCAGAGUGCAAAUUCAAGGAGUCAGUGUUCGAGAACUAUUAUGUGACAUACUCCUCCAUGAUAUACCGGCAGCAGCAGUCGGGCAGGGGCUGGUACCUCGGUCUGAACAAGGAAGGAGAAAUCAUGAAGGGGAAUCAUGUCAAGAAGAACAAGCCAGCAGCCCACUUUCUUCCCAAACCUCUAAAAGUUGCAAUGUACAGAGAGCCAUCUCUCCACGACUUGACAGAGUUCUCCCGCUCUGGCAGUGGCACACCCACCAAGAGUCGGAGUGCCUCAGCAGUACUCAAUGGAGGGAAAGCUGUGAGCCAGAACGAAUCAACGUAGCCUGGUAGCCCAACCCAGGCCUCGGGCCGAACCGUGAAACCUUACCUCUAGCAGAGCAUGAAUCCAAGCAGACUUGUUUCUCCGAUCAGCGGUUCAGGACUAGCUAGGACAACAAAUCACACAUAAACAACCAGACACCGUCAAUCAAAAGCACCUAUCAUCCUGGUCGGUCAUCAUCAAAACAGUAUCAACAGUAAGAAACUUAACAGCACAUAGAUCAUUCUGGAAUUAAGGAACUGAUUAAAACGUUAUUUUUGGGCUUGAGGUUUAUUGACGACCUUAGACACUCUAUUUUUGUGAUGAUUGCAUACCAGUUAGCUCAUUUUUAUCUUAUUUUGGUAAUUACUUUACUGUGCACAGUAAGUUUUCUUCAUGCAGACACCAAGCCCGCGUGUAUCUGUUAGACAGGGACGGGAAGUUAGACAUGCAGGUGUUCAGGGCAGUCAGUAAUGGUGCUGGUCUACAAGGUUGCAGUGGUACCGUACAAGCCCUGAUCUCUGUCUCAUCCAUGCUUCUGUGAAUACAAAGCCUAUAAACUCCCUGGUAUGGUACAGCCUAGUGCUACUGAGACUGUGGCCAGCCAGAUGGUAGCUCUCCUGCGUCCUAGUGCACACGCUCAGAGACUGAGCUCUCUAGCAUGGGAAAAUGAAGCCUAUGUACAACUGACCUGAGAUAUAAGGGGCAGUGUGGCUCUCUUGCAGUUUUACCUUUUCCUUUAUUUUAUUUUUUUUAAAAAUUUGGAGAUGCCACAGCUGCACCUUAGUUUUUGCUAAUUUUCUGAAUUAGCUGUGAGAUUUUGUUUAAUAACUGAUUAUGUUCCUUCUUGUUCUCUUCCCUUGCCAUCGUUAAGCAUUUGCAUCUUUGUUCAUUAAUGAAAAAUGGUUCCAGCAAACCAAAGACAGAAAAAGAGUGUCCCUUUAAGCCGCUGAAAGCCAAGUCAGUAUAAAAGCAAAGCUGGAUCUUUUUGUUUUUUUAUUGUACAUUUUUGAUGAGAGAAAGCAAAGGUUUGUGAAAAAAGAAAAAAGAAAGGCAAAGGAAGUGAUUUUAACCACUUUGGAGUUGGCAGCGUGCUUGACGUGCUUUUUGAUGAUACACUCGAUGACUGAGGUAUGAAACGACUAUCCUGUGUCCCCAUUCCCUUCUGUUACCACAGUGUCACAAUGUCUCUAGCUCUUGUCCUCGUAAUCGGUUCCUCCCUUUGUGCUUGUGUCAUACUUCGAAACCCCAACCAUCCUUUUUUGUCGACUUCUAUUGACUGAUACACUUCACCAUAGGAUGGUGAAUGACCCUUCCCAGGAUGCUUGUUAUGUGUUUGAGUAACUUAUUGUGGUGACAAUAUUUUCUAUAUUUAAAAAAAAUACUGUGGACUUUUAGGUGGCUUAACAUUUUAUAGGACACGUCAUAUUUGUAAAAGUGAAGAAAAAAAAAGAUAAAGUCAUACAAAAAUGAACAUCUUCCCUUUCUUGCACUGGGCAUGUACAAACACAUAUGUACAAAAAGGACCCUUUUGUGGGCUAUGUACGCUUCCCUUCAGCUACAUAACUUCCUUCUGGUACAUGCUUCUGGGAGACUUUCUUUUCUUGGUUUCCUCUGGAGGUGGUCUUUAUUAGGUGAACCUAUCUGUUGCAUGGGAGAAGGCAGGGAAAUUCUGGUCUAGAGCUGCAUGAUGUAGGCUAUGUGUAUUAACCCAUGUUGGAUCAUGUGUUCCAAACUACCAGACAGAUACUCUGAUGAAACAACAUAUACAGGCAGACAUUGUGGCUGGCUGAUAACUUCCAGUUGUUUAUUAUUUGUUGUAUACACAAAAAUGCACUGAAUAAAAUAUUUAUAUUAAGAUAUACUUUUAAAAUGUGUCAGUCCUCUUCUUUGUUCAGUCGUUUACUUCAUUUAUUACACUCAUUAGCUAUUGCAGCCAUACAGAACACUAUAGAUUGUUACAAUUAAACAAUAAAUCUGUGUUUUAUUGUACCCAGAAAUACAUUCACCCUUGAGAAACUCUUGAACAUAAACUAAUUCCUGGCAUCUUUCUUGUCUGUGAACAUCAAUGUGUCAUACCUAGGUGGAAAAAGCCUUUAAUUGCCUCUGAGUGUUACACAGGCCUAAAGGGCUUAUUCUAUCAAAAAAAAUCAAUAUCUUUUCAACGUGGUAGAAGACUGGGUAUUUGGAAAUCGCUUCACAGCUGUAACUUUUCCUGUUGCCUGAAUAAGUGCUGGUUUAGCUGAGUAAAAUUAUUAAGUAAGCAAUACUGCGUUUGCCUUUUUCCAAGGAGCUAAAUAUGAGUUGGUCAUAGUAAAAAUGAUUCAAAAAGUCUUUACUUAAUAUUAAUAACAAUAAAAUAUCCAUCUAUCCAUUCUCUUCCACUUAUCCUUAACAGGGUCGCAGGGUUGCUGGGAUAAUCACCUAAGUCACAUUCCUCUGAUUGCAAUGUCGCAUGUCAAGAUUUUAAAAAUGAACUUAAAGAAAUUCAUACUCUGGGAUAAAGUUUAAGUUCUGUAAUUAUACAACACUCCAGGAGCAAACAAGACUUUUUCUGGUUAUCACAGCCCAUUGUUCAUCUUCAGAAUAAGCUCUCUCAUCAUCCUUGGAGUGUGAGUGUUAAAACAGGCAUCAAUCUGGUCUUUGGAGACUACCUCAUUACGCCCAUUGCCAUCAGAGACAGGAGGACUAAUAGGCUUCUGUAAUAUGGGCCCUGAUAUGAGCGACUUCAUCGUUCAUGUAGUUUGACAUCCCCCUACUCCCUUCAUUUCCUUUCCCCAUCUCUAGACUCCAUUCAUUAGUAUGGGACAGUCCAAUUCAUUAACGGAGGCUUCCGGCUUUGUUCAGAGAUGUUGAUCUGAAAAGAAGCCACUUUCUCUCUUUCUCUCCUUCGCAGACCAGUUACUCUUAUUUUCACUUGGAUAGACUGAUAAGUCUGCAUGGAGCCCCCCCAAAACAGAGUGUCUCAUUCAAACACAGCCACACACAUAUAGACUUCACGCAAAGCCAUUGCCACUUCAGUGUAUAAUCAUUUGAGAUUGUGAGUGAGAUCAGGCAGAAAUAUUCUGUCACGAAUCAGCCAGAGCUGACGGAGCUGUGAUAUAUGUGAUCACCAUGUACCUGUGAAUGCUAUAACUCAUUACCCUUUAUCACUUCCACCGCAGGCUGACUGGCUUCCUUUUUCUCACCCAGUCUCUCGUUUCUGUUGGUCUUUGUCAUUUCCAUCACUAUUGUGCUGUCGCUCAGUUUUAAUUCUCAGGCAAACAUUAGUUACCCAAACAGAAAUUAAAUGAAUGUCACUAUAAUGUGCUUCAUAAAAACCUAAUGGCAGGGCCACACGUGUUCUUUUAAUGCUAUUUGUUAUUAAUGUGCAUAUUACUGGUUACUACUCAUUAGUACUUCAAAAUAGCCAUGAAAACCCUACAAAACAUAUAGAAGAUAUGCAUCGAUCUUUAGAUUUACCAGUUUUAUCCAUUGCGAUUAGACUUUCCUUUGUAACCAAGGUUACUAAAGAAUACGUGUGUGGCGGCUCGUUUAUUGGGUGGGGAAAAAAAUUCUACCCAGUCAGGAAGCCAACACAUGAAAUUACUCGUAUUAUCAAAGUUCUUUUUUUUCUCCUUACAUUUUGCACAUGGUGUUACUUACAGCAAAAUGAGUUAAGUGCAGCACAGACAACUGAAUUUAAUUGACUCGCUGGUGGAGAAACCUCCCACGAGGGACAGCUGCAGCUCCUCGUUCUCUGUUUGUCAUUUUGCUGUGGACAAUUUACGAAUCGUUUACUCAGUACAAUUAUUUGCAGAUGAAAUGGGUAAAUGGAAGUUGUGCUUUGUUACGAAGUGGUCUAUUUUCACGCUAACCUUUAUUUAUUUAUUUAUUUUUUAACAAGUUGAAAUUCCUGAGAGCAGACUAAACCAAAACAAAUUAAGAAGCAAACUGCAGAUAACACACUUGAGCUAUUUAGCUCCAAACCCUGGCGAUAUUAAGGACGAAA
Molecule: messenger RNA, 17350 nt
Organism: Haplochromis burtoni (Burton's mouthbrooder)
Lineage: Eukaryota; Metazoa; Chordata; Actinopteri; Cichliformes; Cichlidae
Gene: fgf13a
Product: fibroblast growth factor 13a
Exons: 5
Coding region: 12802-13383 (193 amino acids)
Biological process (GO): positive regulation of cell population proliferation; fibroblast growth factor receptor signaling pathway; cell differentiation
Cellular component (GO): cytoplasm
Molecular function (GO): growth factor activity; fibroblast growth factor receptor binding
Source: RefSeq, a predicted model, not a curated record